GUCAUCACCAACUUCUUUAAAAGGAUGCAAGCCAGAUCCCAACUCAUGCACACUCCUUCUGACCUUCCUCCUUGUCUCUGCUUCAACCCUUUUCCUCUAUUUAUGUAUACAUUUCAUCUUGCUUCUGAGGAAACCUGAAAGAGGGAGAGAGAGAGAGAUAAGGAAGCGUAAUCAACAUGGCCUUACAGACUUCAACUGAUGUGCGUCCCGUGCUGCAGCCUGCGUGUAACAGAGUCCCAACUCAGGAAAGCAGGAAACAAGUAGAGAAAUCACAACCAAAACUGCCGUCUUCUGCUCCAUCAGCCAUGACUAACCUAACCUUCCCUGCGAAGAAACCAGCUCCGAGGACAUCACAGUGUAAACCAACCAAGCCGUCCCCACCAAUCUCCCCCAAAUCCAAGCCUCUGGCUUCCUUGACAAUGCUAAAGCGAGCCAGUGCUAACGAUCCUCACAGCCUGAACUUGAGCAUCGACAAGCAGUGCCCCGCCACCAACUUCGCCAAUGUCAGCACCAAUGCUGCUACCUCGAGCAAUAAGCUUCUGAGAGGGAGGAAGAAGUCAAGGCCGUCGAGCAACGGCGGGGAAGCUUCAUAUGACUCUUCAAUCUUGAUCAAGUUUCCCGGCAGCAUUGCUGCUGCCAGGAGGGAGCAAGCGAGCCUGCUUCAGGCGCAGAGGAAGCAAAGGAUUGCCCACUAUGGCAGAAUGCCGAAGCCAGGAGCGAAGGUCGUCCCGGAGGAGCCCCCAACGCCAACCAGCCAGGCCCAAGAGCAGAAGCGAUGCAGCUUCAUCACUCCCAAUUCAGAUCCCAUCUACGUGAGGUACCAUGAUGAGGAAUGGGGAGUCCCAGUACAUGAAGACAAGAUGCUGUUUGAACUUCUAGUUUUGGCCGGCGCUCAGGUGGGCUUGGACUGGACUACCAUCUUGAAGAUGCGUGAUGCCUUCAGGGAAGCUUUUGAUGGCUUCGACGCGGAGUCAAUUGCCAACUUCACCGAGAAAAGAAUAGCUUCCAUCAGUUCACAACUCCACAUGGAUGUGCUCAAAGUCCGCGGCGUUGUCGACAACUCCAAGAGAUUAAUCGAGAUAAAACGAGAGUUUGGAUCGUUCGACAACUACAUAUGGGGGUUUCUAAAUCACAAACCAAUGUGCCCUGAUUACAGGUCAUGGAGGAAGGUGCCUGUGAAGACAUCCAAGUCUGAGAGCAUCAGCAAGGACAUGGUAAGAAGGAAAUUCCGCUACGUGGGACCAACUGUCAUUCACUCAUUCAUGCAGGCUGCUGGCUUGACCAAUGACCACCUCAUCACCUGCCCUCGCCACACACACUGCAUGUCAAUGGCAGCAGCAGCUCCCUCCAAUGUUUCCUCACAAUAACCUUCCUACCAGGACUUGAAGGAACAAGAAAGGAAGAAAAUUUAUGACUCUUCUUCUCUUCAAGUGAUUCCUAACUACAUUGUGACCUUCUUCUUUUUUGUUUUACUGUUUUGUAUCAUGGGUAUGUUAACAGAGAAGGGUUGUAGUUUUAUGUGUAUUUGGGUUGUCUAAUUUGGGCUUCUAGAGGUUUUUUCUCCUCUGCUUUUAAAGUGAAUGACUUCAGUGUGUAUGAUUUGUGAAAAGGGUGGAUGAAUCAAGAAAUGAGAAGGAUAGGAGUGGAUGGUAGGAAAAGUGGCAUAAGGAAAGGGACAGAGAGCAUGUGAGUUGGCAGGCAAAUGCAUGUGUGUGAUGUCAGGCACUCCAUUGUUGGCUUUAAUCCUCCAUGUGACUGUGCCCUCUCAGUUCCUUCCUUUAACAGGCUGUGUCCCCAAGUGUGGAGGGCCCCUACCAUGUUGCGUCUCUUCUCUCUUUAUCUCUGUGUUAUCUAUUACCAAAGCCUCUCUCUCUCUCUCUCUCUCUCCCUCUCUUUAUUGAGAUGGACUGGAGGGAGCAUAAUGUACCAUGCUAAGUUUUUUUAAGGCAUGAAUGCCAAGACAUGGGGGCCAGAGUUGGAGAUCCAUGGCUCCUCACUUCGUGCGAUUCUUACAAUGUAA
Molecule: messenger RNA, 2020 nt
Organism: Nymphaea colorata (pocket water lily)
Lineage: Eukaryota; Viridiplantae; Streptophyta; Magnoliopsida; Nymphaeales; Nymphaeaceae
Exons: 5
Coding region: 177-1367 (396 amino acids)
Biological process (GO): base-excision repair
Molecular function (GO): DNA-3-methyladenine glycosylase activity
Source: RefSeq, a predicted model, not a curated record